Kwoniella botswanensis is the source of this 3912-nucleotide messenger RNA. RefSeq lists its product as uncharacterized. Bases 1 to 3912 code for a protein of 1303 amino acids. The transcript has 7 exons. NCBI's taxonomy places the organism in Eukaryota, Fungi, Basidiomycota, Tremellomycetes, Tremellales, Cryptococcaceae. The record is from RefSeq and is a predicted model, not a curated record.
AUGGGAUACCUCGAUCCAAGAGAGUUGAACGAUCUGAUAGCUUUGGCUGAGAGAGGAGGGAUAGGAAAGGGGGUAGCUCUCACAGACUGUGUUGCGGAAGCGCCCGAUCAACUAAUGUACAUAUCAGGGGACGAGUUGAUCUUACUACGUGACCUUGGAAAAGUCUUACUGGCAUCAUGUGAAGGUGUGAUAGGAUGGGUAGAAAGGGAGAAUGUGAAAUUUGACUCUUUAGCUGGAAGUAGUACACCACCAAACGGUGUCAAAGAUCUACCAAAAACUGUUUUGACUGUUCCUUCACCACCUCGUCCGAGCUGUACGAAACAUUCUAGCUAUCAAUACGAUGAGGAAGAGGAGGAAGCUGAAGGAGUAGAAGAGCUACAAUCUCAUCUGGUGACAAGAAGUAGACGAGAAUUGAAGAGAAUCUCGGAACCGUUCGAAUUAGAUUCACCUCAACCAUCACCUGCCUUAUCACAGGAUAAUCGACAACAAGGAUUUUUCGAUCAACAGCAGCAACCGCAACAGAUUGGUGAAAGAAGGUCAAUAGUAUCAAACAACAGUAGUGAAGCUUUCGGAGGGAUAGGUGGAUUCAUGAUGGGCGGUAACGAGAAUGAAGAUGACUAUGAGGAUGGAGAUGGAGGCAUAAAGGUUGAUAGCUUGGAAGAGCUCAAAGACGAUCAGUCCCCCUCCACUACAUCGGUUACUGCAUCUCAUCAACCACCCACAGGAUCUGCUUCUGCGCCCUUCCACCGUCGUUCAUCCUCCUUUCAUAGCAAAGAUGAAAGUGAACAUGGAGAUGAACAGGAUCUAGAAGAAGAUGAAGAUGACGUCGAAUGGGAUAUUUACGACGACUACGCUCGAGAGAGCAUGUACGGUCCAGCGAAACGGAUGAGCUUGGCAAUCCAACAGAAGAGAUUAUCUAGAGCUGCCAAAGCAGCUAGUAAAGUCCCCUCACCACUGAGCGUAGGUAGUGCGUCACCAGGACUGUCGUCCCCUGCUUGGUCGAUGGACAACCGAUUGAGUCGAAGUCCUCAAACAGAGAGUUUCAGGUUACCUUCGGCCAAGAAAAUCCUUCAGGCAAAUCAAAGUCAACACAAUGUUGAUCCAAACGGUACAAUUCAAGUCCAGGAGGAAAAUCAAGAAGGAGAGCAAAUCCAAAUCACACCCAAAUUAUCUGAUCAGCUUACGCCCACCACGCCUAACCAAUCCCAUUUCCACAAGUUAGAUAUGCCUUCCGCACAAAGUGGCAGAUCGGUAGCUACGGAAUUACGGUUGAGAAUCAUGAGAGAAAGGGAGAAGGAGGAGUCUGAAAACGAUUCGACCAACAGUCCUUUCAAAUCACGCCAAGAAUAUCAAGCUAUUGCGCCUUCAACUGAUGCGAAGAACGAUGACAGCGAAAUGCAAUCAGCUGGGAAUGACCCUCAUGAGCACGUUACCCAUGGUUCAUCUUCCAUAUCUGCGCACCAAAGCAGCCCUUCUGAUUCCACCACUUCAGGUCAGAGAUCAGCAAGUACCACCCAUGAUUCCGAAGAGUCGACGAACAUCGCUACCCCUCAACCUCAUGAGGCUGAACCGCUCAAUGCUCCAUCUUCGGCUGGCCAUGAGACGGUGGGUCAUGACAUGACGAAGAGCGCUAGCGGCCAUUCUCUUCUCGCUUCGCCCUUGCCCAUCGACGAGAUUGAAGUAAAGAUCGAUGUGACCGACAAUGGUAUAAUCUCUGCCCACAGCCUGGUGCCUCCUCCACCUUGUACUCACUCCCCCAGUCUAUCACCUCAUUUGCAUCAAUCAGCUCCAUGGACCCCGGGAUCACCCUCUUCGCCGCAUAGCGUAUCAGCUACUCGACAGGCAGUGGAUGUAGCUAGAUCUACCUUCGAUGGGAAACGACCCAGGGGCCUGACGCUCGUGGGGAGAAUGGAAGCUGAUUUACUAGCUUCAAAGGGACCUGUUCCAAUCACAUUUUUAGUAAAUGGCCCAGGAAUGCCCGUCCUUCCUACUCCUCCCCCUUCUUCUCACGGACACGAGGCCAUUGGCUUAGGAUUGCCUUCCUCCAAAAGCCGUGCACCGUCACCUCAUGAUGCUCAUAGAAGAGCUACUUCACCUUUGGCGUCACCCAUCUUGGCCAAUGAAGAUACGAUGAAUCAAGCUUCACCCUUUCCACCUCACCCACAUCCUCAUCCUGUUAGAAGCGCGACUUCGCCUGUACCACCUACACCCAGUACGCCUCUCGAAGCCGAUCUCGCUAAACCCAGUCCACCAUCCUUGGUCGGUCGACCUAGGGCGCGAAGUUUCUCUGCUACUGUAGCCAAGACUCUGGGUGUGGGGGUAAAGAAGGAUUUUACCCCUCCACCACCGGCUUUGUCAAUCCAGAUCGAUCAAACUCCGCCAUUACCUGACCCUUCUAUCAAGUCGCCGGUCCCUCAGUCUGCAAGUUCCGUGAAGAGAUCUUUCUUCGGUGGUAGGAAAUCAUCCUUGAACCCCGCGACUCCACCUACAGGUACACACUCGCCAUCCUCAUCGAGCGCCACAGUCAAUCAUCUACCUAUCCCUUCAACACCUGCGUCUGUGCACCACCAUGGAAUAAGUAACGGAAAUGGUUCUACACCAUCGUUACAUAUUCCUGGAUCCGCCAGAUCAUCCUCCUUCUCCUUCAAUUCGUCUAUCAACUCCAAGACACCUAAGAAAAGCUAUACUACGCCUUCGUCUAUCACUUCGAGAGGAGGUGCGAUAUCUCAUAAAGACUUUAUAGAGGAAACUGUCAAAGCUGAAGGGUUGGAUUUCGAACUUAUACAACCCAAACGACAGAACGCAAAUGGAGUACUUUUAUCACCAAUCGAAGACAAUUCACCUAUAUCUCCUGGAUCGUUUAGCGACGUUUCGCAAAGACCCAACCUGAAUAGACAGUCGACGAUAACCUCGCAAAAUUCCAUAAACUCUCUUAGAGCUUUACCGGAGACUGAUGAGUGGGGAUUCUUAAAAGAUAGAUCACCUGUACCAGAGAUUUUCCAGAGUAGGAGUCAGCCGGGGGAUCAUAGGGUUAUUGAACAGAAAUGGCUUUCCAUCAUCUCGACACCUCUUCCACCCAAUACUUCCCCACCUAAGAAAGUCCGUAAACUUGUUCUGGACGCUGGAGUACCUUCAUCCCUUAGGGGAAAGGUGUGGGCGUGGUUCAUGGCCAAUACACUUUCAGCUAGAACACCGGGAUUGUAUCAGGAACUGAUUGCGCAUGAUAAUGGCUUGGAGGAUGAGAGGAUCGAUAAAGAUGUUGCUGGUGCAUACCCCGACCACUCCAUAUUCGCCUCGUCCAACUCAGCAGGUCAACAGGACCUCCGUCUGAUCCUUCGUGCAUACUCCAACUUCGCUCCUUCAGGCUAUCGAUCCGAGAUGACCCUGAUUGCUGGAGCAUUGUUGAUACAUUGUGUAGCAGAAGAUAGUUUCUGGUUGUUGAGUGGAUUAGUAAAUUCCGUUCUGAAGGAUUACUAUACCAAUUCGAACGAUAGGACAGGAUUGAGAAUCGAUUCGUCGGUAUUUAUGGGUUUGUUAAUGAAGGAAGAACCGAAGUUGGGUAAAUUGUUUAAUGAGAUUGGAUUGCAUCCAAUAUCUUUCCUCGAUAAAUGGUUUAGUCAAUUGUUUAUCAGAUGUUUACCUUGGCCCACUACUCUGAGAGUUAUAGAUGCUGUCGUUUCUGAAGGGCCCCGAUUUCUUCUCAUCGCUUCGUUCGCCAUCCUAACUUUAUCGAAGGAACGUUUAAUGGGCUUACAGAAAAACCCAACUACGGUAUUGAAAUAUUUACAAAACCUUCCUCAGGAUAGUUUGCUCUUACCUGAGAAUUUCAUGAAGACGUGUGAUCAGGUCAGGUUCGAUGAGAAGGAUUAUAAGAAGUUGAGGAGCUCGGUUGAGAAGGAGAUCAUGGGGUGA